Molecule: messenger RNA, 4264 nt
Organism: Triplophysa rosa
Lineage: Eukaryota; Metazoa; Chordata; Actinopteri; Cypriniformes; Nemacheilidae
Gene: ampd3a
Product: adenosine monophosphate deaminase 3a
Exons: 16
Coding region: 1232-3553 (773 amino acids)
Biological process (GO): AMP metabolic process; IMP salvage
Cellular component (GO): cytosol
Molecular function (GO): AMP deaminase activity
Source: RefSeq, a predicted model, not a curated record
AACACAAAAGAUGCGAAAAUUUCAGACCCCUAUAGUGAAGCAGAUCUCCAGCCCCUGUUUAAGCAAGGAGUCUUUCUGGGACAUCAAAUAGACCCACAGGUAUAUUAAAACAGUGUUCAUCAUUCAUUAUUUACACAAGCUUUCGACCCUGUGCAGCACGGCAUUGAAACAGAUUAUAUUACAGUUCCAGACUGGGUGGCCAUUAAGACCCUGCCUGUUCCGCAUCAAUCUCCCAUAAAGCUUUGCACCACACAGUUCCCUCGGCAGAAUACUCCCUCUGAUAGAUAAGAACGAGAUAAGGAUCUAUUCAAGCUGCUUGCUGUCAAAUCAACCUCCCUCUUUUGUUUACACGCCUUGUAAUAAAACCCACGCCACCAGGUGCUCAUGUGACCAGUCUCAUAUUCUCAGGUCAGACCAUCGGGUGCUUUUUUGUCUGUAGACAAACAGAGGAGUCUGGCAGGAUGAGCUAAAAUCAGCUUGAAUAAGGCUUGAAAUUCAGACCAGGUGAACAUACUUCCUCUCACGCCAGCUGUAUUGUCUAUGUGUGUGUGCAGAAGUGGGACAUAUUUUUGUUUCUCAAGCAGUGGAGACAAUGGAGUUUUAUUCUACGGAUUUAAACUUACGUGAUACAAAUAGAUACAGGGCAUGCCCCCCUAUACUGGGACCACAUGAACACCUCUUGUUCUGUCAACACUCACAAGUAAAAAAAAACGUAUCGGUUUCAGGGGUGAUUACCUCUAGAAUAAAUGACAUGGUGUCCCACUUGAAGCUCUGUUGAUGGCCGACGGGAUUGUUUAUCUGCGGCUGAAAUGAUACGUGCUCGAAGCAAGGUCAGCGCUGGGGGGUGAGAGAUGCCUGGAAGCGCCAUGUCAACAGACCCGCUGUCCUGGCCACAUUCCGCUCACAUGGGCUGUUGGUUUUUGAAGCUUAAUUUGUAAGACCGUAAUGUUGGAUUUAAGUCAGGUUUGUAUGUACGAGACGGUUUGGGGGGAUCGAGUAAAGUCUCGUUUGUCUGGGAUUGCUUUCUGUUGACAGGCGCUGCUGACACAUUCGAAGGAUUAGUAGCUCUGUGGAUGGGAGGCUUUUGGCCUCCUAAAAUAGAGAGAGGGACACUCAAGAAAACAAAACUGAAUUCAAACAACAACAGUUUCCCAGAGCGCCACUGGACAUGGCCCACAUCACACACACAGACGGUCAAACGUAUACACGGUAACAUAUAUUUGAAGUGCGGAUGCUUAGAACAGCCGGACCUGAGAUGGCGGUGUCAGGGGCUGAAGAUAUGCCUCGCCAGUUUCCAAAGAUUGCUUUAAGUGAUGUGGAUGAGGAGGUUCGUCUGCUGGCGGAGAAGGUGUAUGCCUCGGCACUUAAGGAAGAGGAAACUAAAGAUGCCCUGUCCUUGUAUACGGUCCCUGAGGACUGUCCCAUCGGCAUGCAGGAGGCCAAACAGAGGGAGCUGCUAAGAGAACUGGCUGAACAGCAGUCUGAAGAAAGUGCCAAACGGAAGAAGAGUUUUCAGAUUAUUCGAUCCCAGUCGAUGUCACUGCAAAUCCCAUUAAGUACAGAUAGAGUGCAGGGUGUGGUGAUGCCCCUCGUGUCUCCUGGAUCUUCUUGCCCCUUGAUUCCACAAAAACUCCCAGAGUUCCAAAGAGUGAUCAUCAGUGGGGACUACUGUGCUGGGAUAACCGUCGAGGACUAUGAGCAAGCAGCUAAAAGUCUCCUGAAAGCUUUAUUUAUUCGAGAAAAAUACUCAAAACUGGCAUAUCACUGCUUUCCCCGGACCACCACACAGUUUUUGUGUAUUGCUGCAAAUGAAACGUGGAGAGAAGAGGAUGAAAUUCUUCCAGAUAUCUGCCCUUGCCCCGGUGAGGGAGAGGACCCAUACAGCAUGGAGAAUAUUCCAGAGAACCUCAACUAUCAAUUGAAGAUGAAGGAUGGCAUAAUUUACGUAUAUGAAAACAUUGAAGCUCUGAGCAUUAACAAACCACACUGUCUGCCUUACCCAGACCUGGAGACGUUUGCCAUAGACAUGAGUCAUGUGCUCGCCAUGAUCAUCGAUGGGCCUACUAAGACCUACUGCCAUAGACGACUGAACUUUCUUGGAUCAAAGUUUUACCUCCAUGAAAUGUUGAACGAAAUGGCGGAACUGAAGGAACUCAAGCGCGUUCCUCACAGAGAUUUCUACAAUGUCAGGAAGGUAGACACGCACAUCCACGCAGCUGCCUGUAUGAACCAAAAGCACCUCCUUAAUUUCAUCCAAACCACAUAUAAAUCUGAUGCGGACAGGGUUGUGCUGGAGAAGGCAGGGCAGAAACUUACUCUCAAGCAAGUGUUUAACAACUUGAACAUGGACCCUUAUGACCUCACUGUGGACUCCUUAGAUGUUCAUGCCGGCAGGCAAACAUUUCACCGCUUUGACAAAUUCAACUCCAAAUACAAUCCGGUAGGCGCCAGUGAGCUGCGCGAAAUAUACUUGAAGGCCGACAACUACAUCGAGGGGGAGUAUUUUGCACGCUUGAUCAAGGAGGUAGCACAUAAUCUGGAGGAGAGCAAGUAUCAGCACGCUGAACCACGACUGUCCAUCUACGGACGUUCACCUGAGGAGUGGCAAAGCCUCUCGCAUUGGUUCAUUCAGCACAAAGUCUACUCUCCAAACAUGCACUGGGUCAUUCAAGUGCCAAGAAUUUAUGACAUUUUCAAAUCACGUAAGCUGGUUCCCAAUUUUGCCAAGAUGCUUGAGAACAUUUUCCUUCCUCUCUUUGAAGCUACAGUGAACCCCCAGAAGCACAAAGAGCUCCACGUAUUUCUACAAUAUGUGACUGGCUUUGACAGUGUGGAUGAUGAAUCCAAGCACAGCGAUCACAUGUUCUCUUUUAAGAGCCCCAAACCUGAGCAGUGGACCACAGAUGAGAACCCACCCUAUAGCUACUACCUCUUCCACAUGUAUGCUAACAUCAUGGUGCUCAACAACCUCAGGAAGGAACGUGGCCUUAGUACCUUUCAGUUUCGUCCUCACUGUGGUGAAGCUGGUUCAAUCACCCACCUGGUUUCAGCUUUCCUCACCGCAGACAACAUCUCCCAUGGCUUAAACCUCAAGAAGAGUCCUGUGCUGCAGUACCUGUAUUAUCUUGCUCAAGUGCCCAUUGCCAUGUCUCCUCUGAGUAACAACAGUCUGUUUCUGGAAUACUCCAAGAGCCCCUUAAGGGAGUUUCUACAUAAGGGUCUGUGUGUGUCUCUCUCCACUGAUGACCCUUUGCAGUUCCACUACACAAAGGAGGCUUUAAUGGAGGAGUAUGCCAUCGCAGCCCAGCUCUGGAAGUUUAGCACAUGUGACGUGUGCGAGAUCGCCAGGAACAGCGUCUUACAGAGUGGCCUUUCCCAUGAGGACAAAAAGCACUUCAUCGGGGCGAAUUACCUGAAGGACGGCCCUGAGGGAAAUGACAUUCGGCGGACCAACGUCGCCCAGAUCCGCAUGGCCUACAGGCAUGAGACACUGUGUAAUGAACUCAGUUUCCUUGUGGAUGCAGUAAAAUCAGAGGUCAAUGGAUCACAGUAGCUUUUUCACAUAGUCUCGCAGACUGUGCUCAUGCAUGGUUGCUUUCUUAUACAGUAGCAUUGUAUGCACACAGGGACUCAGAUGUAAUGCACUUAUGAUUUACCCAGCCUUCGCACAUACACUAUUGCCUGCGUAUGCGAUGUUUUCAGCGUAAAGUUGGCCUUUCAAAAAGGGAUUGGCAUUACAUGAUAUUACUUAAGAGGGGCUCUGCCUCCCCCCGUGGAGAUUUAUGAGUCAUAUCCUCAACCAUGUAUGUCUGUUCAAAAUAUAUAAAGAUGCUGGCAAUGAAUGAUGUGUGGGCCAUUCUGCUUUCCCUUACAAUGCGCGGUGUCAGACAGAAGAAAUAGCCAUAGUAUAUUCGCAGAUAUGAAAAGAUGUAUGGUUAGGUCAGAGCUGUGAAUUACAGAUCUUCCCUUAUUAACUGUCCUGUCAAUGAUGGAAAAAUAGACUGCAAAAACAAGGUUGCGACUCGAACGUAGGAUAUAGAAUAAUGUUUGUAUAAAACGAAAUAUUGUUUGGAUUAACUCGUAUGUUUUUUUUUUAUUGCGUGUAAACGCAGUGCCUGAAAUGUAUGCAAAAGUAAAAUGCUGAUGACACGGUUAAAAAUUUCACAGCGACAAACAGAAUACAUUUAGUUUUUUUGUUGUUGUAUGUAUUGCAAAUUAUUUUUUAACUGCCUUAAAAUAUAUAAAUAUAAAAAUAUAUAAUGAC